UGUCCACCAUGUCCACCAUGUCCACCAUGUCCACCAUGUCCACCACGUCCAGCACGUCCACCAUGUCCACCAUGUCCACCAUGUCCACCAUGUCCACCAUGUCCACCAUGUCCACCAUGUCUAACACGUCCACCAUGUUCACCAUGUCCACCAUGUCCACCACGUCCACCACGUCCAGCACGUCCACCAUGUCCACCAUGUCCACCAUGUCCACCAUGUCCACCACGUCCACCAUGUCCACCAUGUCCACCAUGUCCACCACGUCCAGCACCACGUCCACCAUGUCCACCAUGUCCACCAUGUCCACCACGUCCACCAUGUCCACCAUGUCCACCAUGUCCACCAUGUCCACCACGUCCAGCACGUCCACCAUGUCCACCAUGUCCACCAUGUCCACCAUGUCCACCACAUCCACCAUGUCCACCAUGUCCACCAUGUCCACCACGUCCACCAUGUCCACCAUGUCCACCAUGUCCACCACGUCCAGCACGUCCACCAUGUCCACCAUGUCCACCACGUCCACCACGUCCACCAUGUCCACCACGUCCACCACGUCCACCAUGUCCACCACGUCCACCACGUCCACCAUGUCCACCAUGUCCACCACGUCCACCACGUCCACCAUGUCCACCAUGUCCACCACGUCCACCACGUCCACGUCCACCAUGUCCACCAUGUCCACCAUGUCCACCAUGUCCACCAUGUCCACCACGUCCACCACGUCCACCACGUCCACCAUGUCCACCACGUCCACCACGUCCACCACGUCCACCACGUCCACCAUGUCCACCAUGUCCACCAUGUCCACCAUGUCCACCAUGUCCACCAUGUCCACCAUGUCCACCACGUCCACCACGUCCACCACGUCCACCAUGUCCACCAUGUCCACCACGUCCACCACGUCCACCACGUCCACCAUGUCCACCAUGUCCACCACGUCCACCAUGUCCACCAUGUCCACCACGUCCACCACGUCCACCACGUCCACCAUGUCCACCAUGUCCACUACGUCCACCACGUCCACCAUGUCCACCAUGUCUACCACGUCCACCACGUCCACCAUGUCCACCAUGUCCACCAUGUCCACCAUGUCCACCAUGUCCACCACGUCCACCAUGUCCACCACGUCCACCAUGUCCACCAUGUCCACCAUGUCCACCA
Molecule: messenger RNA, 1161 nt
Organism: Bacillus rossius redtenbacheri
Lineage: Eukaryota; Metazoa; Arthropoda; Insecta; Phasmatodea; Bacillidae
Product: basic proline-rich protein-like
Exons: 2
Source: RefSeq, a predicted model, not a curated record